Molecule: messenger RNA, 876 nt
Organism: Capsicum annuum
Lineage: Eukaryota; Viridiplantae; Streptophyta; Magnoliopsida; Solanales; Solanaceae
Exons: 1
Coding region: 1-876 (291 amino acids)
Molecular function (GO): zinc ion binding
Source: RefSeq, a predicted model, not a curated record
AUGUACAUAGUAUCUGAUAGGCAUAACAGCAUAUUAAAAGCUGCUGCACUUGUAUAUCCAAAUGUGGCUCACUGUAUAUGCAUCUACCAUCUGUGGAACAACAUCAAGGGUAGAUUUAAGAAGAAUCAAAAGCAAUUAAAGGGGAUCUUCUUUACAAUGGCCAGAACAUACAUAAAGGCAGACUUUGAUCGGCUUAUGAAAGACAUAAACAAAAUCGAUAAUAGGGUGAAGGAGUAUCUGUUUGAUAUAGGCUAUGAAAAAUGGUCCAUAGCUCAUGCCCAUGUCUACAGGUCGAUGCUCAUGACUUCAAACAUAGCAGAGUCCCUAAAUUCAGCAAAUAGAGAUGCAAGAGACCUGCCAAUUAAAAAAUUCUUAAAAUUUAUGACGGAUCUGGUCAUGAGAUGGAAUAAUGAAGGUAGACAACAUUCAAAAGCAAUAUUUACAGAACUGGAAAACAAAUAUAAUAUAAUAUUGAGAGAAAAUCAUAUUCUGUCAGAUUUACUUCUUAUUUCUACUUUAAAAACACUUGUAUAUUCCAAUGUGCACACUAUUUACAAAUAUAUUUGUACAUUACUGGUGAUGGGUUCUACUCACUAUUCUUAUGUAGUCAUUGAUGAAACUGGAAAACGAAACAUUGUUUGCAUGCGUGAAAAAAAAUGCUCCUGCCUACAAUUUCAAGUAGAUGACAUACCUUGUCCACAUGCUAUGGCGGUCCUAACUUACAUGCAUAUGGACUUACAAAGCUAUUGUGUUUUAUAUUACACAAUAGAAAACUUCUUGAAAGUAUAUGAACUUCCAGUUAUACCAUUUCCUGAUGAAACAGUUUGGUACAUUCCAGCAGAUAUGUCAGCUAAUAUAGUACUGCCACCAAUCUGA